AUGAGUGAUAUACAGACAUCCAAACGGUUAGUUACCGUAUUACGACAUACAGCAUCACAAAUGAACAUCAGUAUCGAUAUUAAUGGGUUUGUUAAAGUAAGCGAAUUACUGAGCACGAGAGAAUUUAGCCAUUUAACUCCUACUGAUAUUAAACGCAUAGCGGACAACGACGCAAAAAAGAGAUAUUUCAUAAAAAACCAAUACGGGGAAUUAAUGAUUCGAGCAAAUCAAGGCCAUUCACUUCAAGUAUCUGAUUUAAGUUUUCAGCCAGUAUUAAGUGGAAGGGAUUACCCGAACGUAAUUCAUGGUACCCGUCAUCAUGCGUGGAAUGUUAUCUCAAGAGAUGGUCUGAGCAAAAUGGGAAGAAUGCACAUCCAUUUCGCUAUAGGGGUACCAGGUGACCCCAAAGUGAUUAGUGGCAUGCCACGAAAUUCUGAAAUAAUUAUUUAUUUGAAUCUGAAUUUGGCUUUAAAGAACGGAAUGAAAUUUUUCCUAUCGGAAAACAAUGUAAUGCUCACUGAAGGAGAUGUAAAUGGAUUUAUUAAGCCAAAAUAUUUCCAAAAAGUCAUUGACAGAAAAACAGGAAACUUGUUGACCUGGUAG
This is a messenger RNA of Octopus bimaculoides (California two-spot octopus), 603 nucleotides long. RefSeq names its product tRNA 2'-phosphotransferase 1-like. Lineage: Eukaryota; Metazoa; Mollusca; Cephalopoda; Octopoda; Octopodidae. The record is from RefSeq and is a predicted model, not a curated record.